Penaeus monodon (black tiger shrimp) is the source of this 945-nucleotide messenger RNA. RefSeq names its product zinc finger protein 568-like. Gene Ontology annotation, molecular function: DNA-binding transcription factor activity, RNA polymerase II-specific; RNA polymerase II cis-regulatory region sequence-specific DNA binding. Gene Ontology annotation, biological process: regulation of DNA-templated transcription. Lineage: Eukaryota; Metazoa; Arthropoda; Malacostraca; Decapoda; Penaeidae. The transcript is spliced from 4 exons. The record is from RefSeq and is a predicted model, not a curated record. Bases 1 to 945 code for a protein of 314 amino acids.
AUGGCUGCUAUCAUGGAGGAUUCGGGUUUAGAUAUGGAAGUUCCUGUCAACACAAUUGAAUUCAUUGCCGUCAAGGAAGAGAAAAUUGAAGAUAUCAGUGAAGAGAACGACCUUAGAAUAAAAGAAGUCAUCAACGAUAUUGAUGAAGUGAAUGCUAUCUAUAUCAAGACAGAAUAUGAGGUAAAUACAAGUAAUGAAAGUCCGGUUCAAGAAGAAAUCAACAAUCUGAGGGAAGCAGUUACAAAUGGCUUAGACGUUUUGAUGUGUGAAGAGGAAGAUCCAUUGCUCUUGACAGAGCCGUUUGCUUCCAAGACCAUGUUGUUUGCUUCCGAGGUCUGUGGGGACCUCCGCUCACUAGACCAUAAGAAAGGCAGUAAUGAGGAAAUGCACAAAAAGCUGGAUGCAAAGGAGAAACACUUUAUUUGUGAGAUCUGUGACAAGAAAUUCACUCGCAGAAGUAAGCUUUUAAUUCACCUUAGAGUACAUACAAGAGAAAAGCCCUAUAGUUGUGAUGUUUGCAACAAAGCCUUCUCUCAGAAACAUCACUUAGUGGAACAUGUGAGAAUCCAUACAAAAGAGAAGCCUUAUACCUGUGAAAUAUGUUCUAGACCUUUCUGUGGGAGAAGCAAUCUUGUGAAACACAUGAGAGUGCAUACAAAGGAGAAGCCAUUUAGUUGUGAUAUGUGCAAUAGAGCUUUCUCUGAGAAAGCUGCUCUGGGGAGACACGUGAGAAUACAUACAAGAGAAAAGCCAUUUAAUUGUAGCUUGACUCUUAAACUAUCAAUUCCUUUGGUUUCUUUCACCAAGGGAAGAAAAGUCAAUAAGACCAAAGCUUUGUUCCUAUCUCUUGUGGCCUUUUUUUCAAGACUGAAGUAUUACAACUUGGUUCUGAAGAUGGAACUCCUUGAGACCCCUUCACCAAUGCCUUACCAUACUAAUAUAUGA